Aphanomyces astaci is the source of this 630-nucleotide messenger RNA. RefSeq lists its product as hypothetical. NCBI's taxonomy places the organism in Eukaryota, Oomycota, Saprolegniomycetes, Saprolegniales, Verrucalvaceae. The coding region runs from base 47 to 499 and encodes 150 amino acids. The transcript has a single exon. The record is from RefSeq and is a predicted model, not a curated record. Gene Ontology annotation, molecular function: DNA binding.
UUUCAGAACCAUCGCAUUUUUGAAUUUUACCCGCACCGUGCUAACCAUGUUGCACUUGUCCCCUCGCAGCUCCGUCUCGGACAGCCACGACGCCCCCAUGCCCGUGGAAGGCAAAGGCACGUGGACCAAGGAAGAACACGAGCGUUUUCUGCUCGCGGUCGAGUUGUACCCCAGCGGCCCUUGGAAGAAAAUCGCCGCGAUCAUCAAAACACGCACCAUUCGACAAACCCAAACCCAUGCACAAAAGUACAGAGAAAAGCUUGCGCGGCGCAACCGUGGCCUUCGAAACAAAGCAGCAAUCCCGGACGAACUGGCGCUGUUUCCGAGCUCGUUCAUGACCAACAACGUGCCCCUUCCAGUGUGGUCGUCGCCAUGCUCGGUGCAUCACUCGCUAUUCGCACCGAGCUCGUUUGAAGAAGAAGACUCGCUGUCGUUCACCGAAAGCAUGGACUUUUUGAUCCAAGUUCUCGACGACAUUGCGCCCGCGAUGUAUGUAUAGCGCUCCACAGGUUGCUACGUAGCGUUGUACUUAUUUAUUGCCGUAAUGAAAAAGUUACUUUGUGUCGAGUCCAGUCACAGCGUCGUUCGUUGUUCUAUGCAAUGAAUGCAGUGUAGUGAACAGUACGGCGG